This is a messenger RNA of Acanthoscelides obtectus, 1165 nucleotides long. The record is from the annotation of a GenBank genome assembly. Lineage: Eukaryota; Metazoa; Arthropoda; Insecta; Coleoptera; Chrysomelidae.
CGGUAUCAGACGCUAGUCAAGUUGAACGACGGUUAUUUUUGUUUGUGUCGAAAAUAGGUGGAUUUUUCUGCUGUGCUUGAACGCAUUCGUUCUCUUUUUACCUACACGGGUAUGUCAGUAUGCUUAUGUUUAGAAUUAUUGGUGACACCUUUGCCAAUUUUCAUUUUUUUUUUAACUGAAAUGGAAUCGCACAAGCGAUUUGCAAAAUGUGCCUAGCUUAAAUCCAACAAGACGGAUCCCUCCCACCCAAAAUCAAUGUUAUACAAACCGGUAUACCUCAAACCGAAGCCCAGGGAGUUAAGAGUGGAACCUCCAGAAGGAAGACCGCCCCCAGUGCCGCCUCCAGCGUACUGGGGAGUUCCUACCCUCAAGCCGCCACCGCCGUCCCCUGAACCUGGAGUGGAAAAAUAUGAAAGGGCUGAGUCGGAGAGUGAGUUCGAAGAUGUGGAACGAUUGCCGAUACUGAUAGCAAGUUACAAAAUCGUGAUCCCAGCCGAAGCCACAAGAGAUGUUCUUGCUGGUAGAGUAUCCUACCUAUUGGUAGACAAUAAAGGAAUGACCGUUUUUAAGCCGGUGCAUGUUUUUGCCGCUCUCAAAUUGAAAAAAAAAACCAUCCACCAUUUAGAAAACUAUGCAUCUGUGGGAGCUCAUGAGAGAAUUCUGGAUAGCAAGCCAAUAGAAAGAGUAGGAUUGGGGUACAGAAGAAAAUAUAUCAGUCCAGAGUUGGUCGGAAGGGGAAUAUAUCAUCCGAUAGAACCAAUAUUCCGCUUGGAGGACUACGGGGCGGAAGCUGUUAAAAAACAACUUGCAAUGAGAAGACUAUUGCAGACCAAAACGUUGUACAAACCAAAGCCCUUUGAUCCAGAAAUACUGGGAAGAAACAUUUUUGUUAAAUUGUUGGAACUGAGGAGCCAGAAAAUUUUGCACCAUAUCACGGUAGCAUGGACCUCCAAAGAAAUGAGACGCGGAAAGUCUAGAGUCAAUCUACUUGAUGCCAUUUUUCAAAUGCUGGUUUGGAUAGGAUAUAAAAAUAAUGAUGUAAAGUGUAAGAGGUUUUUAAAGGCCUUUGACAACCGCACAACUUUGGAAGAUAUAAAACUAUAUUUUGUGUCAAACUAAUAUAGUGUAGUAUAUUUUCAAUGAAAUUGUCUGCGGUACUAAACUC